Molecule: messenger RNA, 989 nt
Organism: Papaver somniferum (opium poppy)
Lineage: Eukaryota; Viridiplantae; Streptophyta; Magnoliopsida; Ranunculales; Papaveraceae
Exons: 7
Coding region: 69-782 (237 amino acids)
Source: RefSeq, a predicted model, not a curated record
AUAUCCGUUUCCUCACUCCCACAAAAACAGAGGAUAAGCUUUCACUCUUCUUCAUCUUCUCUCCAACCAUGGCAACCAUUUUCACAGGAACUCAAAUCAGCAGAUUCUCAAACACAAACCCCGAUCUCUCCAACAAGAAGAGGAAACCGUGUCUUGUAAAAUGUGCAGUAAAUCAACAACCACUGGACAAGAUACAGAGUAGUAGACGUUCCAUUUCCACGGCUGCUGCUGUCUUUCUCUUUCAAUACCUCUCCAUUCCUAAACAUGCAAUUGCUGAUGGAGGUUUGGAUAAGUAUCUUAAGAGGAAAAAGCUUGAACCUCUAGAAGUAUAUGUACCAGCUGUAAUUUUGAGCAAAUCACAGUUCAGGGACUUAGAGAAAACUCUGGAAGCCGAUCAGCCACAAUAUGCAGCAUGCAGAUCCAUAUUACGUUCUGGCCCAGCAGCGUCAUUGCGCGUUAACAUCCGAGCAGUAGCACAGUAUGCCUCUGAUGAUGGCAAGGGUAAAGCUGCUCUCGAUGAUGUUGAUCAAUGCCUCAGAGCCUUAGAGGACCUGGACUCGUUAUUUCUACGAGCAUCAAGAAACGAUCGGGGAGCUUCAACUGAAUCAAUGAAAAAGAAGAUUGGCAUUGCUUUAGUUUCUUUGGACAGGAUCCUCGAGACAGUUCCAACUUCUAUUUUAGAUAAGGGAAAUGAAAUCGCCAAUGCUUAUUUGGCUGCAGAUGAAGAUAUCGAACCCAAAAGUUUGGACCCUGAAAUGAAACAGUUAGAGUCGCUUCUAUGAAAAUCUCUUUCAAAAGUAUGCGCUUCUCCAUUCAUUUGUUCUGUUUAGUAAUUGAUGUACCUACCAUAUUGUAAAUCUGUAAUCUUUGUGUGCAUAAUUAUGCAUGACACAAUCUUGAAAUUCGGCGAGUAUAACACAGAGUUCUCAUUAAUGUGUUUCUGAUUCUUUCGAGAUUAAUACAGAGUUCUCAUUAAUGUGUUUCUGAUU